AUGAAUUACGACGAGGAAGAACAACCCGAAGAGGAAGGAGGUGAGGAAAUUCAAGCUUCGGUUGCCGAAUUGGCGCAAGCACCCGUGCCAAAUGCAAUACGAGGGAUAAGGGCGUGCAAGCGUUGCGGGCUUCUAAAGACACUCGAUCAAUUCAUUAACGAAGGAUGCGAAAAUUGUCCCUUUUUAGAUAUGGUCGACAACCACGAACGAACGAGCAUGUGUACGACGGCAUUUUAUGAAGGUCAUGCCGCCGUUAUGGAUCCGAGGGAAAGUUGGGUCGCCAAGUGGAUUCGAGUCGAUAACAAUCUGCCAGGAGUUUAUGCUAUAUCUGUCACGGGACAAUUCGAUCGCGAUACCGAAGAAGAUUUAGAAAAUAGAGGAUAUCGAUGGAGGUGCAAGCCGUCGGCGUAA
Molecule: messenger RNA, 411 nt
Organism: Seminavis robusta
Lineage: Eukaryota; Bacillariophyta; Bacillariophyceae; Naviculales; Naviculaceae
Source: the annotation of a GenBank genome assembly